Messenger RNA from Trichosurus vulpecula (common brushtail), 4111 nucleotides. RefSeq names its product HEAT repeat containing 4 (gene HEATR4). The record is from RefSeq and is a predicted model, not a curated record. Gene Ontology annotation, molecular function: oxidoreductase activity. The transcript is spliced from 17 exons. The coding region runs from base 166 to 3225 and encodes 1019 amino acids. Lineage: Eukaryota; Metazoa; Chordata; Mammalia; Diprotodontia; Phalangeridae.
GCUGCUGCGGACAGAGCGGACAGAAUGCAUAGGACCUGGGUGACAUUUCCAAGCUUUGCCAAAAGGGAUGGGCUACAAAGGUUCCUUGGUGUCUCUGAUCCAGCUCUGGCCUCUCACACCUGACCUGGUUGGUGUUUCAUUCAGAAGUAUUUGCCCUGGAACAGCAUGCAUAGCUCUACAAGCUUGGACCCUGCUGCUUCCCACUCACAGGACAAGCAUGCCUUCACUCGACUAGGAUGGGGCAUGGCACUUUGCUGUUUUAAGUCAGGGAAGAAGUUACAGUGUGACUCAUUCUCAGGCGUGCCACCUGUUUCCCCCAACAGUUCCCAGCACAGUGCCCGCCUGAAGAAUCAAUAUCUCAAACAGGCAUCUGCAGAGCUGUCGUUCUCCCAAGAUGUAUUGCAGCAAUGGGGGCUGCCCUGCAUACCCUAUUCUCAGUAUAAGUUUGACCAUAUCUACAGCACAGAAAACAUCAUCUCUUUGCCCAACAAAAGAGACUUCCAAGCUCGGAAGGCCCCCAAACUCAAGCCACUGUUAUCUUCAUCUAUAAUGGACCUACCGCCCUUACCAAACCUCCAACCAACAACUAAAAGUGUUACGGCCCCAAAGAAACGCAAACUGAGGAGGCCUAAGAAAGAAAGCUCACCCAGUGACUCCCUAGUUCGAUCUUCCUCCAGUCCUGCUUCUGAGAUUAUGGACUCCCAAUCCACAAUCCUGUCAAACACUCCUGAGUGGAAACUGGAACAAAGGGAAACAUGGCUUAAACCAGCAGAGAGAGAGGCCAGAGGCUGGGAGAAUAUUGUGCUCAAAAAACUGAACAAGCGCACAGCUCGAUGGAUCUUAAACAAGAGACCCCCAAGGCCUGGGGUCCCACCCAGCAGGUGGCAGAGCUUCUUGAGACAUCAGUAUGAUUGGAGCCACAUCCGGGAUGAGCUUUCGUCUGCCAGUGACCUGGAGCUGUUGGCCCAGCUUGAGGCUGAAGAGACAGCAGAAUUUGAGGGUGUAGAGACUGUCGCUCCAGCCCAAGAGGACAAGAAACCAGAGUUAUCGCUCCCUGCUUACUUCAGAAUCCCUGCUUACUUACCACUUAAGAAGAAACCUGAGAUGAUGGUUGGCACCAACAAGACAGUUGAAGAUAUAAUUGCUGAACGGAGCCUUUUCCGGGCCCGACCUACGCAAGAACGGCAACAGAUAAAUCCCAGAGCUGGGGAGUUUGCUUACGCCACGGACAAUGCCUUUGAACAGGAGAUUUACUUUGACUUAGUUAACAUCGUCCAUCAGGAUGGCGUGGGGUAUGACCAGAUCCUUUUGGAAAACCUCAACCAAUACUGUAAACAUUUGCCAAUGGCCUUCCCGAAAGGUCCAGAAGAGUGGAAUUAUGAGCCACGUCCUAUAGAAGCUCGAAGGCCCCAAAGGGGAGCCUUCCGUUGGACAGCCUUGCCCACCCCAGCCAAGGACCUCCUGCAAUUGAGCCAAGAGACUCCUCCUGUCAAGGUCAGGAGAGGAAGGAAGGAUUUUGUACCAAAAAUAGAGGAAAAUGUGACCUGGGAGAUGAAGGUCCUCCGGAACAUGCUGCAGGAAUGGAAGAAUGCCUGGAUUCUAACUACACCGUGGCAAGAUGCUACAGUGGAGGGACUGCUACGGAACAUGAAAGACGUACAGGAUGGGAUCAGGAUUGAAGCCAUCAUCACUUGUGCCACAGCAGCUGUAGAGCGACCUCGAAUUGAUGUCACUAAGAAGUAUCAAGACAGUGAAGACAAUGAUGAAACUCAGCUCAUCCAGGAGAUACCAAAGGAACUACAGCCUAUGAUCAAGGAAGCACUUACGGAUAAGAAUGCCAGUGUACGCAUGGCAGCAGCUCUGUGUCAUUACGCCAUCCAGGCACAUGACAGCCAAGCCCAGGAAAUCAUGCAGAAUGCCCUGGCAAUAGGUAAUGAUGCUGACAGCUGGGCAGCAGCCCAAUGCUUGGCUCUGGAUGGGAUUGCUUCUUUUGCUGUGGUGAAGAGAAUCCUCUACCAACUGUUUUGCAGAAAGGACAAGGAAACAGAGGAACAAAUUUGGCUCCUACUGAGCUAUCUCAGUGAUAAGACGAACCUGAUACAUACCCUACUUGCUGUGGAGCUGAAUAGCUGCCAGUGGGAAGACCGGAUUGUAGCCUGCCGAGCUCUCUCCCAGAUCCAUGGAAGGAGUGUCAACCAGGAUCUGAAACAGAAGUUGAUCCAACUGAUGUGGAAUGAUUGGAACUGGGGUGUACGUCAGGCAGCUGCCCAAACCCUUGGGCAGAUGAAGCUGGGGAAGGAGGUGCAUGACAAGAUCAGAACAAUGCUGGGUCAAGGAAACUCCCGGGAACGAGUAGAUGCCCUCUCCCUGAUUGGCUGGCUGAAGCUCAUGACUGCCAAGUUGCUUCCUGACUUCCUUAACUGCUUCUCUGAUGAUUUCGUGGCUGUGAGGAGGGAGGCCUGUCUUGCAGCUGGGGAACUCAAAAUAAGAGACAAGAUGGUCUGUGACAGCCUCGUAAAGUUGGUACAGGGUGAUCCAUACUGGAAAAUCAAAGCUUUUGCCAUCAGAGCUUUAAGAAUGAUUGGGGAUGUAAGUCCCCAGCUAACAGACCUCUUGCUCUGGGCUAUCCACUAUGAGGAAGAGCCAGGCGUGCGACUGGAAGCCUGUAGGAGCAUCACUGCCCUUCAACUUCCGGGAGACAAAAUCCGAGACACCUUCCUAGAUGUGCUCCUCCUAGAGAGCCAUGAGGCUGUUCUUAGGGAAGUGAACGAUGCAAUGAAGACUCUUAACUUACAAGAUGAAGGAAACCAAGAGAUGCUUCAAAAGAUCAAGAAAAAGAUUUCUCAACUAAGUCAGAAAAACUUGAUCAUCAAUAAAAUACUGAAGAUUGAAGCAAUUGCUGAAACUAUUCGGCAGGAGACGAGAUACAUCUGUCUCAGCAGUCCCAGAAAAGGUAAACCUUCGGUACAACUUGUGGACUUUUUCAAAGACGCUUUUAAAGAUUCUGAUGUCCCUCUCACUCUGUCACCUUCUGAUACCUGCGACUUGGAAAAAGCCUUAGAGCCUGUGAGGUCACCUACGCCAAAUGUCUACAGUAGGAGUCCCAUCUUUGAGCGGAAGAUUCCCGGAAGAUUAACACUCAAUAAACGUGUAAAAACCACCAGGGAAAAAAGGAUUGCUUUGGGACCAUUUAGUAAGUCCCAAUGGUCAUGUAAAAUUGAAUAAAAGCCAAGGGAAGGCAAAAAAAAAAAGACUUUUUUGUCAUCUCCCAGGUGAAGAAAAAAAAAUCCCUUCAUCCAGGACUGCUUCACCCCAUCAGGAAGUGUGGCUGUACAUAGACAACUGAUAAGUAGCUUUGUUGUCAAAGGAGUCUGUCUUAUCAUUCUGUAUUAUCUGUUUGUCUGUGUCUAUAAACUGGAUGCUGAGGAGGAACUGGAUUAAUUUCUUAAUUUAAGUCAUUGAACUGGAGAAGAGUGGCUGAUCCCACUCAUUCCCUCCCCACCAGAACUCUCUAGUUCACUAGAACUAAAAAUAAGUAGAGCCUUGGCAUGUUUUGCACAAUGCAGGAGGUCUUUCGAGGCAUGGCCUGGAGCUCAUUCCCCCAGACUAAGAAUCAGCUCUGAUGAGUUUGUAUCAACAGGUCUGGGUCAGGACAAAUUUAAUAGCAAAGUUGGGGAGGGAAGGGGUAUGUCCCUGAAAUCCAUCACAAAUGGUUAAAUCAUGUUCUCUCCUUUGUGGGUGGAAGUAACCACUUGUAAAUCCCUGGUAUAUGCCUCAAAUGUUCUACAAAACAGGUUGGCAAUGAUUCUCUUGAUACUGCAGCCUUAAAAUCCUUAACGACCUCUAAAAGAUUUAGGCUUCUGACAGAGCCAGGAUUCUGUCAUUCAUUCAACAGAACAAGUUUGACAGUCAUGUCAACAUGAUGUGGUGUUCAACAUGUUCAACAUUUAUUAAGCACCUACUGUAUGUAAGGUGGGGGGAUAAGAGAUACAAACCAGCUCCUGCCCUCAGAAACUCUUGGGGGAGCUCAUAAGGGUUUAGCUGGGGUUGAGCGAGAACACAGAGCAGUUGCUAUAAGACAGAAGAAAAGAUAUUCUAAAGAUUUAGUUUC